UUUGCUUUCACUGUUAAAGGUCUGCGGCUCUGCUGCUGCCUGGGAAUUGGUUCAGUCUGACUUGGCGCGUGAAUUAAAACGGUUGGCGGUUGGCAUACCGGUGAGAGCCGUAUAAACAACUUCUCAAAAUCCAAUGUUCAAUGAACACAAAUCAUUGCUAAAUAUAAAGAAGCCUACGUAUAUGCAAGCAAAUUGAAGUUAACCAAAAGUCAAACAAAUUUGCAAAUAAAGUCGAGGACAACCAUGCAUAACAAAGCUUAACAAGUUUACCCGUUAAGUAAAUAUUGACUGCGGUUUAUUUAUCUGUUUAAUUAAUUCCAAAAUUGAGUAAAAUAAACAAAAUUUAAAGCGUUUUUCAAGGGGACAAUGCUGUUUUUAUGGCUGAUUUGCUUGGUGCUACCAAGCCUAUUUUCAUGUGAGGAGGAAAAACCUCCUACGAAGCCAAACAUUAUAUUUAUUUUGGCUGACGAUCUGGGCUUCAACGAUGUGGGAUUUCAUGGUUCGGCAGAGAUUCCCACGCCCAAUAUUGAUGCCCUAGCAUAUUCCGGUGUUAUUCUGAAUCGCUACUAUGUGGCACCUAUCUGUACACCCUCCAGAUCUGCACUUAUGACAGGGAAGUAUCCCAUACAUACGGGAAUGCAGCACACAGUUCUGUAUGCUGCUGAGCCGCGGGGCUUGCCGUUGGAAGAGAAGAUCCUACCCCAGUAUUUAAAUGAGUUGGGUUACACCUCUCAUAUUGCUGGAAAAUGGCAUUUGGGCCAUUGGAAGCUUAAAUAUACUCCACUUCAUCGGGGCUUCAGAAGCCACGUGGGGUUCUGGUCGGGUCACCAAGAUUACAACGAUCACACCGCCGUUGAGAACAAUCUCUGGGGUCUGGAUAUGCGCAAUGGCACGGAAGUGGCUUAUGACCUUCAUGGUCAGUACACUACGGAUGUGAUAACCGACCACUCGGUCAAAGUGAUUGCCAACCACAAUUCCACCAAUGGUCCUCUAUUCCUCUACGUGGCCCACGCAGCCUGCCACUCGAGUAAUCCGUAUAAUCCGCUGCCUGUUCCGGACAACGAUGUGAUCAAGAUGGGACAUAUUUCACACUAUAAGCGUCGGAAAUUCGCGGCUAUGGUGUCCAAAAUGGACGACUCUGUGGGCCAAAUCGUGGACCAGCUGCGCCAGUCCAACAUGCUGGAGAACUCCAUAAUAAUAUUCUCCUCGGAUAACGGAGGUCCAGCUCAAGGAUUUAACCUCAACUUUGCCUCCAAUUACCCACUGAAGGGUGUGAAGAACACCUUGUGGGAGGGCGGAGUAAGAGCAGCGGGGCUUAUCUGGUCACCUCUCCUGAAGAAAAGCCAACGGGUGUCCAAUCAGACUAUGCACAUCAUUGACUGGCUGCCCACGCUCCUGGAGGCAGCUGGAGGUCAACCAGCUAAUCUUAGCAAAGCAAUCGAUGGCCAGAGCAUUUGGCGGGCUCUGGUCCAGGAUAAGGCGUCUCCGCGAUUGAAUAUCCUCCAUAAUAUCGAUGAUAUUUGGGGCAGUGCCGCCCUCAGCGUUGGAGAUUGGAAGUUGGUCAAGGGGACCAACUACCGAGGAAGUUGGGAUGGCUGGUAUGGGCCGGCUGGGGAGCGAGAUCCUCGGCUCUACGACUGGCUGAUGGUGGCCAAAAGUAAGGCAGGCAAAGCCCUGGAAGCCGUUAAGAUGCUUCCAAGUCGGGCGGACCAGCAGACAUUACGAGCAGCUGCCACGGUAUCUUGCCAGGGGCAAUCUUCUCAAGGAACCAGUUGUAAGGCUACCGCCUUCUCAGCUCCAUGCUUGUUCCAUAUUCGCGAUGAUCCCUGUGAGCAAUUCAAUCUGGCAAUGCAGUACCCCGAGGUUGUAAACGCAUUACUGGUGGAACUGGAGCGUUUUAAUUCCACCGCCGUGCCGCCUGCAAAUAAGCCAGCUGAUCCUCGAGCCGAUCCCCGACUCUGGAACUAUACGUGGACAAACUUUGGGGACUAUCAAAAUAAUGAUUCUGUUACUGGGGAAAUAAGCUUGGCAAAGACUGCUUAGAAUAAAGAGAUAAAGUUUGAUUUUUAAA
Messenger RNA from Drosophila subpulchrella, 2071 nucleotides. Its product is annotated as arylsulfatase I. Lineage: Eukaryota; Metazoa; Arthropoda; Insecta; Diptera; Drosophilidae. The record is from RefSeq and is a predicted model, not a curated record. The transcript is spliced from 7 exons. The coding region runs from base 367 to 2043 and encodes 558 amino acids.